AUGAGCUGGAGUCGCUUGAUCAGAUUCCUUGAUGACGAAGACCAGGUCUGUCUUGGUGAUGCAGCUGCAAACUCUGCCCAAGACUUUACGAGUCUGUUGGAAUCUGGGAAUCUCGCCGCUGAACAACUAGCUGGUACCGACAUAUUUAACGCAAAGCCGACGGGCGAGAUAGUCCACGUCAAAUCGCUCCUGGGACCUCUGACCCCUCAAGAUGUCCCCAUAAUACGCUGUGUUGGUUUGAAUUACGCAAAGCAUAUCAAAGAAACAGGGAGGGCUCCACCCCCAUAUCCCUCCAUCUUUAUAAAGCCAUCCCGCUCAGUCACAGGUUGGAAUGAUGAUAUUCCUAUCCCCAAGAUCGCACAGAAAGAUCAACUUGACUAUGAAGGUGAACUGGCUAUCGUGAUAGGGAGGAAAGGGAAGGAUAUCUCGGCUGAAGAUGCAUUGAGCUAUGUGGCUGGGUACACCGUUGCGAACGAUGUCUCAGCGCGUACAUGGCAGAGGGAUCCCAAGUUUGCAGGGGAGGUACCGCAGUGGUGCUUCUCCAAAGGCUUCGACUCCUUUGCUCCUCUGGGUCCCGUACUUGUAUCUCCAAGUGUUCUCGGAGCAGCGGACGACCUCAUUCUGCAGAGCAAGGUGAAUGGGGAGGUCCGGCAGGAGGCGAGUACUAGUGAUCUGGUGUUUGGCGUGAAGAACAUCAUUGCGUUUGUCAGUCAAGGUACUACACUUGAAAAGGGCGCGGUGAUCCUGACUGGCACACCGGGAGGAGUGGCUCUGGGAAUGAAACCGCCCAAAUGGUUGAAAGAUGGAGAUACUGUAGAAGUGUCUAUCAGUGGGAUUGGAACUAUACGCAACCAGAUGGUUUUCCAGUGA
This is a messenger RNA of Fusarium redolens, 870 nucleotides long. RefSeq lists its product as uncharacterized. The transcript is spliced from 4 exons. Gene Ontology annotation, molecular function: catalytic activity. Lineage: Eukaryota; Fungi; Ascomycota; Sordariomycetes; Hypocreales; Nectriaceae. The coding region runs from base 1 to 870 and encodes 289 amino acids. The record is from RefSeq and is a predicted model, not a curated record.